AUGACUACAACAACAGUGACCGUCGGGCCCAAUCAAGACGAUGCCAAUAAUUCCUUUUUGCUGUUUGUGGUUGGAUUCUUCUUUGGUAUUGUUUGGAUUGUGAAUUAUAUAAUGUAUCGAAAUUCACCAAAUGCUCAAGCUCAACAAUAUGCCAAGUACAGUCUCUAUGCAUUCAUCAUUUGUUUGGUAUUAAGCGCCGCAAUUUUUUCCGUAACCAUCUUUAUUUCAAUUAUUUCUGUGGUCGUCAGAGUGUAA
Messenger RNA from Naegleria fowleri, 255 nucleotides. RefSeq lists its product as uncharacterized. The transcript is spliced from 2 exons. The record is from RefSeq and is a predicted model, not a curated record. Lineage: Eukaryota; Heterolobosea; Eutetramitea; Acrasida; Naegleriidae. The coding region runs from base 1 to 255 and encodes 84 amino acids.